This is a messenger RNA of Porites evermanni, 2544 nucleotides long. The record is from the annotation of a GenBank genome assembly. NCBI's taxonomy places the organism in Eukaryota, Metazoa, Cnidaria, Anthozoa, Scleractinia, Poritidae.
AUGUUAGGUGGCCUAUUCAGUCUCCAAAUGGGUAGCAAAUUUUCCGCAAAAGAAUUUGGACGCGCUGAAGCUACCAUCUUUGCUAUUGACAUGGUUAACAAGAAUUCCAGUCUUCUGCCAAACGUGUCCAUCGGUUACGACAUAAGAAACUUUUGUGACAGUAGGGUACUGGUCAUGCAAGAAACCUAUGACUUCAAGCGUAAUAGCGAUCCAGUUUGUAUGUGUAAAUCGAACUCCUCCAUGUCUACAAAGAGCAGUUUCACCAAGAGGAUCGAGUCCAAGCACAUCUCAGCGCUAAUCGGUACUUACAAUUCCGCCAGCGCCGUCCUGGUAGGAAGCCUACUUCAGGUCGCUGACAUUCCCGUCGUUAGCGCAACCGCAACAAGCGUAGAACUGAGUUCCGAAUAUUACAAAGACUUUUUUAGGACAGUUCCCUCUGAUACUUGGGUAGCAAAGGCCAUGGCAGACAUCAUAGAGCACUUUAACUGGACAUACGUGGCGGCUAUUGGUUUGGAUGACUCUUAUGGACGGAAUGGAAUUUUAGCGCUGGAAAGAGAAUCGUACAAUAGAGAAACGUUCUGCAUUGCUUUCAAUGAGUUUAUCCCGCGUCUAGACUACCACGACAACAUGGAACAGAUCGUUGCUAGAAUAAAAAAGCACCGUAAAAUAGGAGUGAUCAUCGUUUGGCUUUAUGGCAAAUACUUCGAAAAUUUCUUCGCUGUGGCAACCAAAAAAGGCUUACAAGGAAAGACUUUAAUAAUGAGCGAAGGAGGCACUAUCGAAGAGAGAUUUCUCUCGGACCCUCGCUUCACGAUUCUCAAUGGGUCACUGAUAAUAGAGUCAUACGACUAUCCUUCUCCGGCAUUUGAGAAGCACGUCAAGAGUAUCACUCCUGCAGAAAGCGCCCAGCGCGACGAAGGAUGGUGGAGAGAAUUCUGGCGAUUGGAAUUUAACGGUUCAAUGGCCAAAUCGACUAAUUUGGGGAAUGUAACUUGCAAGGCAAAUCACAAGCUGGACCAAGCACUUUCUAAGCUACGCAGCCCCUUUGUAUCGUAUGUUAUUGAUUCUGUGUACGCUAUAGCAUAUGCUCUGGAUAACAUUUACCGCUGCAACGAUAAACAAGGUCUUCGAAAUACAGGUAGUUGUCCUUCGGUCCAGCCGACAAUUAAGGGACGUGAUCUUCAAAAGUAUCUAAGGAACGUCAGUUUUGAUGGUUUGACCGGAAAAGUGCGAUUUGAUAGGUUUGGAGAUCCUUUCUCUGCUUUGUAUAGCAUCAUAAACGUUCAACGUUCACCAGCAACAGAAGCACGUCUCAGAAAGGUCACGAUAGGAACUUGGAACAAGGACAGCACGCCCAAACUCAAGUUAAAUACAUCGAAUUUACGUUGGAAAACACUGUUAACUCCGGUGUCUUCCUGUUCAACUGAAUGCAUGCCAGGCACCCGAAAGGAGCCCACCUCGACGUGUUGUUGGGAUUGUGUUAAGUGUCCUCAAGGAACCAUCAGCGCCGAGAUCGGAUCCAAGAGCUGCACAGCGUGUGAGCCAGAUACCAAGCCAAAUAAUGAGGGCACCAGGUGCGAAAAAUUACCUAUCGUAAACAUCAGUCUCACAACCGCCGGAGGAAUGACCCUAACAGUGGUAGCUUCCAUCGGAUUCAUUCUCACCAUGUUAGUUUGCCGCAUCUAUAUUAAGUUUCAUAACAGCCCGAUUGUGAGGGCUUCCAACAGGGAGAUUUCUUUUCUUUUGCUCUUUGGCAUCUCAGGUCUUCAUAUACUAGCCAUCCUUGACCUUUCUGAGUCCAGCAAUAUACUUUGCAUUGCAGCAACUUUCUGGCGUUAUUUUACCCUCAACCUCUGUGUUACAGUGCUCUUUACGAAAACGAUGCGGAUUACAAGCGUGUUUGGGGUCGACAAAGUUGCCCAGUUGUUUACACCGUGUUACAAAACCCUGGAAAGGCAAAUCAUCUUUACUUCUGUCGUGAAUCUAGUCCCAACUUCUCUGUUAGGACUGUGGAUGUCUACUGAUCCUCCUGGGCGCGAAAAGAUCAUCCGUUCAGACGAGUACAUCUUUCUUUUGUGCAAACCUUAUUACACCAACACCGGCUUCGCACUCUUCAUCACCGUUUCUUGUUACAUAAUUACUGUAGCUCUCUUGUGUACGUACUACGCUUUCAAAGGACGAGGCAUUCCUGAGAACUUUAACGAGACAAAAUACAUUGGAUUCUCUAUGUAUAUUCUACUGUUGUCAUCAAUAGCAUAUUACCCUGUGGCGUUUACAUUUGAGAGCUGGUACGUAACACUGGUGUCUUGCCUAACGACGUUAGUAACUUCGUUUGGUUUGUUGGGUUGCAUGUUUGGACCAAAAGUCUUCAUCCUCCUUUUCUGUCCACAGCAAAACACGGUGGAACACGUCAGAUCGCAAGUGUGGAAUUUUUCGUUUGACAGCGUAGCGGGAACAAGAGGGCCUCCCAAGCCCGUCAAUGUCGGGACACCUAACCCCGCUCUAGAGCCAGAAAACGGAAGGGUUUGUACAAGUAAAUUAUAG